AGUGGGAGCCGUGUGGAGUGUUCCGGCCGCGGCGCGCGGGGAAAGUGCGUGAGUGCAGCAGCGCCCGGGUGCUCCCUGCUGCUUGGCGGACCCUGGGGUCUGGAGGCGGCGAAGUUACGCUCGGGGCGAGGAUGUCCUCGGAGCAUGCUAUAUAUAAGUGGAUAUUUCCCAUAAAUGAAAAUGGCUAAUUCGUUAAGAGGAGAAGUACUGAAUCUUUAUAAAAAUCUGCUGUACCUUGGACGAGACUAUCCAAAAGGAGCAGACUAUUUUAAUAAGCGUCUGAAGAAUGUUUUCCUUAAAAACAAGGAUGUGAAGGACCCAGAGAAGAUCAGAGAACUUAUUGCACGGGGUGAAUUUGUAAUGAAAGAGCUAGAAGCUUUAUAUUUCCUUAGGAAAUACAGAGCUAUGAAACAGCGCUAUUAUUCAGAUACCAAAGACACUAACUGAUCAAUACUAUAAUUUCGCUAAAACCAGUGUCAGCUGUUUAUGUACAACAAAUAUAAAAAUAAUUCUAACUUAAAAUGGCAACACAUACAUAUAAAAAAUAUUUAAGCCGCCUUAACUGAGCUAAAACAGUGUUCAACUUCCAUUUAUACUGAGUUUUAUCAGCAACCCUUUAUGCAAUUUUAUACUAACAUAACAUUGCCAACUUACCAAUUAUAGAUUAAUGAGUACCUAAUUUCAUAUGAAAAAUAAUGUACUGAAAACAAUUAUAACUUAAUACAUUUUUGCCAAUUAUUCUUAGCCCAUUUCUCCAUUUAACUGACAAUGCCAUUUAAUUCACAUGAAACUAGGCAAAAUAAUCUUACACAUUUAUUCUCUUAAUUUUUGAAGUAGUUCACUACAAAACGAGUAGCACCUGGUCAUGAUUUUAGUGCAGUUAUAAAAAUAAUACAUAUGAAGAUUAUGUCUGAUAUUGCAAUAGCUUGUCCGUGAUUGGCAUUACGUACAUACCUAUUCAAUAUCUCCAUUAUUUUGCUUCUAGCUUCCUUUGGUCUUAAAACAAAUCACCUGUUGUGUAUCAAUUACCUUCUUUGAUAAAAAGUAAUAAAGUUAUUUUUUUGUCAUAAA
Pipistrellus kuhlii (Kuhl's pipistrelle) is the source of this 1071-nucleotide messenger RNA. It is a transcript of the gene ETFRF1, whose product is annotated as electron transfer flavoprotein regulatory factor 1. Gene Ontology annotation, cellular component: mitochondrion. Gene Ontology annotation, biological process: respiratory electron transport chain. The transcript is spliced from 3 exons. The record is from RefSeq and is a predicted model, not a curated record. Bases 175 to 447 code for a protein of 90 amino acids. NCBI's taxonomy places the organism in Eukaryota, Metazoa, Chordata, Mammalia, Chiroptera, Vespertilionidae.